GGCUGUGCAAAGUCACCAGCCUCACUCCCUCCUCUGGAGCCAUUGGCCAGAUCUAGAGCAGGACCGCUGGAGAUGGCACCGGAUGCAGUGGGAGAUGGUCUUUUUUCAAUGACGUGGAUAGAUACGAUUUGAGGUCUGGCUCACCUUUGCAGCAAGUAGAAGGACCUGCCUGCACCACUAAAGGACAGCUGCUGAAAUAAGACUUUUUUGAACUGUUGCAAAGGAAAAAGGCAAAACCAAGAGAAGGAUACGCAAGGACCAAAAUAACGGGCAAAAGCCUAACUGUCUUGCUUUGAUACAAGAGGGUUCGAGGGAAUGGCAGCUCCCAGAGAUAGCUCACUGGCUACGUGAUGCUCCCCACAGAGUUCUCUUGCCUCCUGGGGCUGCUGGCCACAGCGGGCCUUGCCUGGAACCCCUACCCCGCACUGGAGCAGAGCUUCCGUGACCUGACGCCAGUCACCUGGGACCCCAUGGAGCAAUUUAAGGCCUUUCAGAUCCAGUAUAACAAGAGCUACCCGGACCCAGCAGAACAAAAACGGCGUUUAGAGAUCUUUGUGGACAACCUGGCCUGGGCCCAGCAGCUAACGAAGGAGCAUGGGGGCAUGGCCCAGUUUGGGGUGACCCAGUUCAGUGACCUCACAGAGAAGGAAUUUCGCCAGCUUUAUCGACCAGCCCAGCCCAGCUGCUCAGAUCCCAGGCCUAAGACGGGAGGGCAUCCAAGAUUGCAGAGGCCGCAGACUCAUUCCUGUGACUGGAGGAAGGCAGGAGUCCUGAGCCCUGUGAGAGAUCAGGAAAAUUGCAACAGCUGUUGGGCCUUCGCAGCCGUGAGCAACGUUGAGGCCUUGUGGGCCAUCAGGUACCAGCAGAAUUUCGAGCUCUCUGUGCAAGAAGUGCUGGACUGUCACCGCUGUGGACGAGGCUGUGAGGGCGGUUACAUUUGGGAUGCCUUCACAACUAUUGUCAACCAAAGCGGCCUGGCCGAGGAGAAGGAUUAUCCCUACAAAGCCCAGCUGUCCCACAAUGGCUGCCAAAAGAAAAAGAAACAGGCCUGGAUCCAUGACUACUUCAUGCUGCCCAGGAAGGAGAACUACAUGGCUCAGUAUUUGACAGAGAAGGGACCCAUCACUGUGAACAUCAAUUCGAGACUCUUACAGAACUACAAAACAGGGGUGAUCAGACCGCGGCACGAUUGUGAUCCCCAGUACUUGGACCACUACGUGCUGCUAGUGGGCUUUGGCCGGAUCCACAACUUCACCUACUGGAUCCUAAAAAACUCCUGGGGCAGCAGCUGGGGAGAAAAGGGCUAUUUCCGGCUGCAUCGAGGGAGCAACGCCUGCGGCAUCAACAAGUACCCAAUCACUGCUCGGCUGGAAGGAGGCCACGCCCCCCGCUGCCCCCGCUAAUGACUCCCACCCCGCCCCCCCACGGUGCUCAAUCCCUGCAGAGCGUCCCGUGCAGAGCUCAAUAAAACUGCUGGACCACGGUC
Phascolarctos cinereus (koala) is the source of this 1486-nucleotide messenger RNA. NCBI's taxonomy places the organism in Eukaryota, Metazoa, Chordata, Mammalia, Diprotodontia, Phascolarctidae. The record is from RefSeq and is a predicted model, not a curated record.